Molecule: messenger RNA, 1064 nt
Organism: Peromyscus eremicus (cactus mouse)
Lineage: Eukaryota; Metazoa; Chordata; Mammalia; Rodentia; Cricetidae
Gene: Mrpl24
Product: mitochondrial ribosomal protein L24
Exons: 7
Coding region: 343-978 (211 amino acids)
Biological process (GO): translation
Cellular component (GO): mitochondrion; ribosome
Molecular function (GO): RNA binding; structural constituent of ribosome
Source: RefSeq, a predicted model, not a curated record
AAAUCCAGUGGGCGGAGACUGCCAGAGCAGCACCCACGUGCUAAGAAAGAUUGGGAAAGGUGAGCCCGCUCGGCGCCGGCGGUCCUCAGAAGGCGGAUACUCGAAGGGACUUCCUUUUCCUAGCCUUAAAUUGGGGCGCAGUCCUCCUCCUUGGGUUUCUGUUUACUAGGAGGUUGGAGCUAUCCCUGGAUCUGGGGUCUCAUUAUGUAGUCUUGGCUGGCUCAGAACUCAUUAUAUAGACCAGGUUGGCCUUGAACUCACUAAGAUCUGCUACCCAAGUGCUGGGAUAAAAGCUGACGGAGUUUUUGAGUCUUUCACUGCUGAGAUUUCUUACAUCUAACCAUGCGUCUUUCGGCCCUGCUGGCCUUGGCAUCCAAAGCCACUCCCGGUCUCAACCACCGCUAUGGGAUGAGCCGACCAGGCUCCCUAUCAGACAAGAGGAGCAGGCGGCGCCCAAUGGUGGUAGAGCCCAUCUCUGAGGAAGACUGGCACCUAUUCUGUGGAGACAUGGUGGAGAUCUUAGAAGGCAAGGAUGCUGGGAAGCAGGGCAAAGUGGUUCAGGUCAUUCGAGAGCAGAACUGUGUUGUCCUGGAGGGGCUGAACACGCAUUUCCGCUAUAUUGGCAGAACCAAGGAUCACCGAGGGACCAUGAUCCCCAGUGAAGCUCCCUUGCUUCAUAACCAGGUCAAGCUAGUGGACCCUGUGGACAGGAAACCCACUGAGAUCCAGUGGAGAUUUACUGAGGAAGGAGAGCGGGUUCGAGUCUCUACAAGAUCUGGGAGAAUUAUCCCCAAACCUGAAUUUCCUAGAGCAGAUGGCAUUGUCCCAGAAACAUGGACUGAUGGCCCCAAGGACACUUCAGUGGAAGAUGCUCUAGAAAGAACUUAUGUGCCCCGGCUAAAGACAUUAGAAGAAGAGGUGAUGGAGGCAAUGGGGAUCCAGGAGACUCGAAGACACAAGAAGGUUUAUUGGUAUUGAGCCCGAGAGUACUGCUUCUGCCUACUCAGUCUUCACCUUGAGGGUGGGGACUCCUCCUCCAACACCAAUAAAGAGCCCUGAGUGCA